AUGACAGUGAUAAGCGCUGUAAUAAGUACGAAAAACAAAAUUUUAGUUUCACGGCAGUUUCAGAAUAUUAGUAAAUAUGAUUUAGACUCUCUAGCGAUUCCUUUUCAUAACUUGAUAGAAAGAGAAAGGAGUGAUCAUACAUAUAUAGAAACCGAAAAGGUGCGUUAUGUAUAUCAACCAUUAGAUAAUAUAUAUAUAUUCUUAAUAACCAAUAUAAACUCGAAUAUUAUUGAAGAUUUAGAAAUAAUAAAAGUAUUAAGCCAAAUUAUCCAAGAUAUAUGCCAAGGGAAUAUAAAUGAAUGCACAAUUUUAAAAAAAUGUUUUACUAUAAUAUUUUAUAUUGAUGAAUUAAUUAAAAAUGGCGUAAGAGAAAUAGUAAAUACGAAUCAGAUAAAAGCAUAUAUUGAGAUGGAAUCACAUGAAGAAAAGUUACAAACAUUGAUAAGAGAAAAUAAAGAAAAAGAAGAAAAAGAAAGGAGAAAAUUUAUUGCAUCAAAAUUAGAAAAAGAUAGACAAAAAAAAAAUAAAAGCAGCAGCAUUAGUAAUAAUAGUUUUAUAUCGAAUAAUAUUAUUAAUAGUGUAGAAUAUAAUUCCAAUUUAAUAGAAAACUUUUUAUAUAGAUCUGAAGAACAGCCAACUAUUAUUGAUGAAUCAUUCAAUUCCUAUAAAGGUAUGCAGUUAACAAAUAAAAAGGAAAAUGUUAGAAUAUUAGAUGUCGUAGAUAAUAGUGGAAUAGAAAAUAAAUCAAAUAUUAAUGUUAAUUCCAUUUUUGAUAAACCUGUUAAUAUAUAUAUAAAUGAAAAUAUUAUAUGUACACUAAGCUCUGAAGGAACAUUAUGUGACUUGGAUAUUCAAGGAGUAUUUAAUUUACAAAUCAAUAAUAAUAAAUACUCAAAAAUUAUUAUACAACUAAAUAAUGAGUAUGCAGAUAAGGCGAAAAUACAUCCAAUAUUAGACAAAAAUAAAUAUAAUUCUAAUAUAUUAGAAUUGAAAGAUAAAAAUAAAAAUUUUAGAACAUCUACAGUAUACCCAUUGUUAAAAUGGAAAAUAAACCAUCUUAACGAUAUGUAUCUGCCUCUUAAUAUUAGUUGCUGGCCAUGUGAAGAUAACGAAAGUACAAUAUUAAAUUUGGAAAUCGAAAAUAAAAUGAAAAAUCCAAAUCAAAAUAUAUACGAUUUAAAUGUUAAUUUAAUGUGCCCAUCUUCAAGUAAACCACAAGUUAUUAGUAAGGACCAAGGAAUUAUACAGCAUGAUGGAAUUUUAUUAAAUUGGCAUGUUGAUACUUUAGAAAAUAAUAAGAAUUGUCAAAUCGAAAUAUCUGUUAAUUCAAAGCCUGAACACAUAUUUCCAUUUUCUGUUGAAGCUAAAUCAGAUGUUCUUGCCCACAAUCUUAAUGUUCUUAGUGUUGUAGACGAAGAUACAAAUGAGAAUAUAGAAUAUGAAAUAAAGAAAAGCAUAACCUAUUUGUUUACUGUAAAUAAAUAA
Plasmodium vinckei vinckei is the source of this 1485-nucleotide messenger RNA. RefSeq names its product coatomer subunit delta, putative. Gene Ontology annotation, cellular component: COPI vesicle coat; cytosol. Bases 1 to 1485 code for a protein of 494 amino acids. Gene Ontology annotation, biological process: Golgi localization; endoplasmic reticulum to Golgi vesicle-mediated transport; retrograde vesicle-mediated transport, Golgi to endoplasmic reticulum. The record is from RefSeq and is a predicted model, not a curated record. The transcript has a single exon. Lineage: Eukaryota; Apicomplexa; Aconoidasida; Haemosporida; Plasmodiidae.